Glycine soja is the source of this 1035-nucleotide messenger RNA. Its product is annotated as sm-like protein LSM8. NCBI's taxonomy places the organism in Eukaryota, Viridiplantae, Streptophyta, Magnoliopsida, Fabales, Fabaceae. Gene Ontology annotation, molecular function: RNA binding. The record is from RefSeq and is a predicted model, not a curated record. Gene Ontology annotation, cellular component: U6 snRNP; precatalytic spliceosome; U4/U6 x U5 tri-snRNP complex. Gene Ontology annotation, biological process: mRNA splicing, via spliceosome. The transcript is spliced from 7 exons. Bases 417 to 713 code for a protein of 98 amino acids.
GAGUAGUACCAAUAGCAACACACUUGUUAUUUUUUGUCUUUCGAACCCUUUCUGCUCCCAUUCGAUCCUUUGUGGCUCAUUGUAUUCGAACGAACCCUAACAACCUCUGUGGCUCUGUGUGAGACUGCGAGCCACGAACCCAAUCUCCGACGACGACGACCUCUGUCCAGGGACGACUUAUCUCCGGAGACCCACAACUUUUCCGGCGACCAACCGUGCGCAGGACCAAGUGGCCAUGCGGAUCCCUGCCCCAACCAAGGAUAACACAACUCUUUAGAGAUUGAAUAAAUUGUGUUGGACUUAAUUAUGCAACACCCCUUCAUGGCUCAUUUUGUCAACACUAGUGUUUUGAAAAUGUUUGACUGAUAUCUUCUACAGGUGCAAGGAUAAGUGUGUGAUCUAUCUAUAAACGCAAGAUGUCAGCUGGGCCUGGACUUGAAUCUCUUGUAGAUCAGACAAUUUCAGUCAUUACAAAUGAUGGACGAAAUAUAGUGGGAGUCCUGAAAGGUUUUGAUCAGGCAACAAAUAUAAUUCUUGAUGAGUCCCAUGAACGAGUUUAUUCUACCAAGGAAGGUGUACAACAACUUGUUCUUGGUUUAUACAUCAUCAGGGGUGACAACAUAAGUGUUGUUGGUGAACUAGAUGAAGAACUGGAUUCUAGUCUGGAUUUGUCAAAACUCAGAGCUCAUCCCUUGAAACCUGUUAUCCAUUGAGGUGAAAUACUAUGUGAUGGAUUUAAUGAAUGCAUGCCUACUUGGUGGAAAGAGUCUUAGAUUUGCGGCAUUGUAUACCAGAGUAGGCUGUGAAACUCUUAAGAAUAUGCCGACAGCAUAAUAUUUCUAAUAUUCUGAUUCUGUUAGCAUGUAAGUCUUGUCAAACAAACAAAUUCUGAGACUAUCUGACGUGAAGAAACUAUCUUCUAAUUGGCCAUUAUUAUACAUAUAGAUAUAGAUGUUUCUUUCGGUGAGACUUAUAUGAUUGCUACACGAAUGUAUCUUAUAUAAGAAAGUGCAUUUACUAUUUAUACAUGUGUCA